Molecule: messenger RNA, 2139 nt
Organism: Propithecus coquereli (Coquerel's sifaka)
Lineage: Eukaryota; Metazoa; Chordata; Mammalia; Primates; Indriidae
Gene: ZNF560
Product: zinc finger protein 560
Biological process (GO): regulation of DNA-templated transcription
Molecular function (GO): DNA-binding transcription factor activity, RNA polymerase II-specific; RNA polymerase II cis-regulatory region sequence-specific DNA binding
Source: RefSeq, a predicted model, not a curated record
AUGGUUGACUGCCUGACAAAUUGUUAUCAGGACUCAGUAACCUUUGAUGAUGUGGCUCUGGACUUCACCCAAGAAGAGUGGGUUUUAUUAGAUAAAACUCAGAAAAUUCUAUACAGAGAUGUGAUGCUGGAGAACUAUAAGAACCUGGCCACAGUAGGAUGUCAGUUUAUCAAACCCAGUCUGAUCUCUUGUCUGGAACAAAAAGAAGAGUUGAGGACAGUUCAGGGAGGAGUUCUCCAAGACUGGGAAAUACUACUUCAGACCAAUGUUUCAGCACUGCAGCAGGAUUUUUGGAUGGUACAGACUUCUAAUGGGAUACAAACGGACCUGGUAACCUUUGAUAGUGUGGCUGUGGAGUUCACGCAGGAGGAGUGGGCUUUACUGGACCCAACUCAGAGAAAGCUGUACGGAGAUGUGAUGCUGGAGAACUACAACAACCUAUCCUCAGUAGGUUACCAGCUUUUCAAACCCAGUCUGAUCUCUUGGUUGGAAGAAGAGUUUAGGACAGUACAGGGAGGCAUUCUCCAAGAAUGGAAAAUGUGUCUUAAAACCAAUGAGUCAGCCCUUCGGCAAGAUAUUUUUUGUUUAAAAACAUCAAAUGGGAUACAACCGGCAAGAAGCCACAAUGGAAGGGAACUCUAUGACUGUAAAAAAUGUGGAAACGUUUUCAGUGAACAUUCAUGCCUCAAGACACACAGGCGUACUCAAAAUAGAGAGAACAUUUCUGAAUGUGAUCAGUAUGGAGAAGACCUCCUUUCUCUGCACAAGAAAACCUCUACUGGAGAGAAACUUUCUGUGUUUGAUCAAUGUGGAGAAUCCUUCAGCCUGACUUUAAAUGUUGAGUUCCAGAGAAAGUACACACAAGAUAAAUCCUUUGAAUGCAGCGACUGUGGGAAAACUUUUGUUAAUCAGUCACACCUUCAGGCACACAGGAGAACUCACAAUAGAGAACAACCGUAUGAAUGGGAGCAAUGUGGGAAAGCGUUUCCUGACUCCACAAGCCGUGCUGUGCAUGUUGAAAUGCACAUUGUAAAAAAUCCCUAUGAAUGUAAGGAAUGUGGAAAAGGCUUUCGGUAUCCCACCUAUCUUGAUAAUCACAUGCAAACCCACACUGGAAUAAAACCUUAUAAGUGUAAGGACUGUGGGAAAGCCUUCGCUGUGCGUUCAGGCCUUACUGAACAUGUCCGAGCUCACAGUGGAGAGAAGCUCUAUGAGUGUAAGGAAUGUGGUAAAGCCUUCCAUACGUCCUCAGGCCUUGUUGAACAUACAAAGUGUCACCCGGGAGAGAAACCCUUUAAGUGUGACCAGUGUGGGAAAGCCUUUGUUUUUUCCUCAUCUCUUUUUGCACAUUUGAGAACUCACACUGGAGAGAAGUCUUUUGAUUGUUACGUGUGUGGGAAACCAUUUACCCGUUCCUACUGUCUUCGACUUCACGUGCGAACUCACACGGGAGAGAGACCAUAUAGAUGCAAAGAGUGUGGGAAAACCUUCACUAAGUGCUCAUACCUCACUAAACAUUUACGAAUACACACUGGAGAGAAAUCCUAUGAAUGUCAGAAAUGUGGGAAAGCCUUCAUUGAGCGCUCAUACCUUACUAGACAUUUACGAACACACACUGGAGAGAAGCCCUAUGAACGUAAGGACUGUAGGAAAGCCUUCACUGUUUCUUCAAGCCUAACUGAUCAUGUAAGAAUUCACACUGGAGAGAAACCCUAUAAAUGUAAUGAAUGUGGAAAAGCCUAUAAUAGGUUUUGUCUACUAACUCAACAUUUAAAAACCCACCCUACAGAGAAGACCUUUGAAUGUAAGGCAUGUGGCAAAUCCUUUAGAAAUUCCUCACAUCUUGAUGAUCACUUCCGAAUUCACACUGAAAUAAAACCAUAUAAAUGUAACGACUGUGGGAAAGCAUUCACUUGGCGCUCAAGCCUCACUAAACAUGUACGAACACAUACUAGAGAGAAUAGAGGGAAGCGUGAAUGUUAGGAAUGUGGGAAAUUCUUUUGUACGUCUUCGGGACAUAUUCAGCAUAUGAGAAUUCACACAGAAGAGAAACGCUUUGAGUGUGACCAAUGUGGGAAAGCCUUUGCUUCAUUUUCAUCUCAUAUUGCACAUUUGAGAACUCACAUACGCAAUAUAUGA